UUGUCGCAGUGUAAAAUUCUUCGUCUUUAUUUUUCAUGAUUUUAUAAGUUUAUUUUUGUGUUAAACAUGAUGGAGGGAUCAUUGAGCAAAUGGACAAAUGUGAUGAAGGGGUGGCAGUACCGGUGGUUUGUGCUGGACGAGAACGCUGGGUUGCUUUCAUAUUAUACGUCAAAAGAGAAGAUGACGCGCGGUGUGCGGCGCGGCUGCGUGCGUCUCCGCGCCGCCGUCAUCGGCAUCGACGAUGAGGACGACUCCACCUUCACCAUCACAGUCGACCACAAGACGUUUCAUUUUCAGGCCCGCGACGGCUCCGAGCGCGAGCGGUGGGUGCGCGCAUUAGAAGAUACUAUAGCUCGUCACGGGCGCCGCGAGCGCUGGUCGCGCUGCGUGCCCGCGCCCGCGCACCGGCACGGCGACCUCGAGCGGCGCAUCUCUGAAGCUGAUGCGUACCUGCAGAUCAUGAUCGAGCUGGUCAACAAAUUGAACAUACGAGUGUCAGACUUAACGGAACCGCACGAAAAAAGCAGAGCUCAAGUUAUAUUGGACCAUGCAAAUGCAAUGUUGGACAAUAUUAAGCAUUCCAUAGUACUUCUUCAAAUAGCUAAGAAUACGGUUAAUCCAGUGAAUGGCGUAUAUCAAGGACCAACGAAUCCAUCGCAAGCACAUAUCAAAGAAGACUUGUCCCCCCGCGUAGAGCUCGGCUCGGAGUGCCGCGAGCUGCCGCCGCUGCCGAUGACGCCGCUCGACCAUAUCGACGCGCCGCGGCAAGCGAUGUCACUCCUAGUGCCUGAUACCUCAUAUUCAUCAUCGGAGGGUGAAGACGAUUUCUAUGACGCUGAUGAAGAACCGGCCUCGCAAACUGAUCCUGGACCUAGCGCCAGCCGUACAUGCGGCGCGGAGGGUGCGGCCGAGCAGGACGCGUCGCCGGUGGACCUGCCGCGCACGCGAGAUGGCGAGAUCGACUACGAUGCCCUCUACGAGGACGAUUCGGACAGCGACCUCGGCUCUAUGGAGAACCACGGGUCCGUGGUCACGCACCUGCUGUCGCAAGUCAAGAUCGGCAUGGACCUUACUAAGGUCGUCUUACCCACAUUUAUUUUGGAGCGGCGAUCACUACUCGAAAUGUACGCUGACUCUUUCGCACACCCCGACCAGUUCGUCAAGAUAGUAGACCAGCCAACGCCCCGUGAACGCAUGGUGCAAGUUGUCCGCUGGUACCUGAGCUCGUACCACGCGGGCCGCAAGUCGCAAGUCGCCAAGAAACCGUACAACCCCAUACUGGGGGAGGUUUUUAGGUGCCACUGGGAUUUAGACGGCGUAGAACCACCCAGUAAUGGGGAUAAACAAGAAGUAGGCGACGGCCCUGUACCCUGGUGCUCACCAGACCAACUUUCCUUCGUCGCGGAACAAGUAUCCCACCACCCGCCUAUAUCAGCCUUCUACGCGGAACACGUGAACAAGCGCAUACAGUUCGAAGCGUGGGUGUGGACCAAGAGCAAGUUCCUGGGCCUGUCUAUAGGGGUACUUAAUAUUGGCAAGGGCACUGUGACCCUUUUGGACUUGGGGGAGGAGUAUACGCACACUUUUCCCAAUGGAUACGGCAGAUCAAUUUUAACAGUGCCGUGGAUAGAGCUCGGCGGUUCCGUAGUGAUAGAGUGCGUGCAGACCGGCCACAAAGCGAACGUGGAAUUCCUCACUAAGCCCUUCUACGGCGGGAAGAAACAUCGAGUCACGUGUGAAGUGUUUGCGGGAGAUAAGAAACCGUAUUAUACUGCCCAAGGGGAGUGGAAUACGCGCAUGGACGGACGGUGGACGGAGUCGGGGCGCACGGAGGUGGUGUUCGACGUGUCGACAAUGAAGCCGCGGCGCAAGCGCGUGGCGCCGGUGAGCCGGCAGGCGGCGCACGAGUCGCGGCGCGUGUGGCGCCACGUGACCGCCGCGCUGCGGGCCGCCGACACGGACGGGGCCACCGCCGCCAAGCGCCGGCUCGAGCAGGCGCAGCGGGACGCCGCCAAGCGCCGCGCGGACGGCGAGCAGCAGUGGCUCACACAGGUGGGUGCACGUGGCGCCGCCGACACGGACGGGGCCACCGCCGCCAAGCGCCGGCUCGAGCAGGCGCAGCGGGACGCCGCCAAGCGCCGCGCGGACGGCGAGCAGCAGUGGCUCACACAGGUGGGUGCACGUGGCGCCGCCGACACGGACGGGGCCACCGCCGCCAAGCGCCGGCUCGAGCAGGCGCAGCGGGACGCCGCCAAGCGCCGCGCGGACGGCGAGCAGCAGUGGCUCACACAGCUAUUCAGUCCAAAAACGGAAGAGGGCUGGGAGUACAACACACCACUCAAGAAGCGGAUCGAAGCCAACAAGCCGUCCCCGGAGCGGCAACCCGAAAACGCAGAAACAAGAUAAUGCGUAAAAAUAUAAUUAAUAUUGAUUUAAAACAGGUUCGCAAUCAAUUACAUUCAGUUAAGAAAAUGUAAUUAUUUUAGGUGUUUUUUUUUUUGAGGGUAGUAGUGAAUAGUGAAAAAUUUGAUAAGCAAUGUUUGGAUUAAGUGAGAGGGAUUUAAAAUGACGUAGAGGUCGUUAAUACAGGCGUAACAUACGAUUUGAUAUAGAAUGAAGAAGGAAUCUUUAGAAAUUCGGCGUCCUAUUGUUAAAUGUUUCAAAAAUAAUACAGUUGGUAUGUAAGAAAAAAUCAGUCUUUAAUUUUUUAAGUUAUCGUAACGCGUAACGUAACCCGAGGGAACUUUCGAACCACGAAAAUAAUAAUAAUAAAUAAUAAAUAAAUAGAUCUUUAUUUCAGAUACCAGAAUCCAUAUUUAUAUAAUAAUAAUAAUUGUUUUAUACAUAUAAAAUUAUUUAAACUUAUACUUUAUAAUAUUAUUUUGCUUAAAAUUUCUAAAAAAAACUUGAAUGUAUUGUCAUUGCGAACCAACACGUUAGGUAGACGUUAUCUACUGUCGAAUUUAGGUAUAUCUAGAUAAUUUUGACGCACUACGAUUUAGUCGCUUAGACGAUUUUGAGACUUGCGUGUAUGGAAUACGGUCUGUUGUUGAUUGAUGUGUGUGCGUUUUCAAUGGCAUCUUGUUUUAUAUUAUAUUUGUUUAUAAUUUUUUUUCUUAAAUAAAUAAAUGAAUUAGAUUUGUGAUUUUGAACUUUAGUACCAACAAAAUAGAGUUUAAUUUUCUUUAAUUUAACUCAUUAUAAAAAAACAAUAUGGCCGUGAAAACGCACGCACAAUAUGUUUGUGAAACAUAAAUUUUCACAUUUAAAAAAUCAAUAGAUUUACGGUUUUCUCUAUUAAGUCGCUAAGGAGUCAAUUGUGAAUAAACUUAUUAAAUAUGAUGUGUACUGGACCAUGGGAAUGAUUGCACAAAUUGCGAUGUUUUCUAACACUCAAUACUAGUUGUCGCCCGCGACUUUGUCUCUAUUCAUACCAAUAUAACAACGU
Colias croceus (clouded yellow) is the source of this 3448-nucleotide messenger RNA. RefSeq names its product oxysterol-binding protein-related protein 9. Bases 67 to 2406 code for a protein of 779 amino acids. Gene Ontology annotation, cellular component: intracellular membrane-bounded organelle; cytosol; membrane. The record is from RefSeq and is a predicted model, not a curated record. Lineage: Eukaryota; Metazoa; Arthropoda; Insecta; Lepidoptera; Pieridae. Gene Ontology annotation, molecular function: sterol binding. The transcript has 17 exons.